CGCGUCCUGUCGACAGAGUGGAAUAGGUCGUGGUUAUCUGUUGUUACCUUUUGUGCUUCGAAUUUAAGAGUGUCUUCACCGAACAUGGCCUCAGUGCAAGCGCCCUCAUCAAACGCCGGCAACAAUGCCUUCAGAGAUAAGGCGAAGCCUCAGGCGGUGCGGACCGCCAACAUCGUGGCUGCAAGAGCUGUCGCGGAUGCCAUCAGAACGUCCCUUGGACCUCGAGGAAUGGACAAGAUGAUUCAAACUGGCAAAGGCGAGACUCUCAUCACCAACGAUGGUAACACAAUGCUGAAAGACAUGAGUGUCAUGCACCCGGCUGCAAAGAUGCUCGUCGAUCUCUCUGCUGCUCAGGAUGUUGAGGCUGGUGAUGGAACAACCUCCGUUGUCGUCAUUGCAGGAAGUCUACUUGGAGCGGCGGAGAGACUGCUCGGAAAAGGAAUUCACCCGACCGUCAUCUCGGAAUCUUUCCAGCGUGCUGCCGCCGCUGCUGUUCAGACUCUCCACGACAUGUCACAGCCUAUCUCUCUGACGGACCGCGCUACCCUUCUCCAAGCCGCUUCUACGUCUCUUUCGUCGAAGAUUGUCUCUCAAUAUUCCAACCUCCUCGGCCCGAUGGCCGUCGACUCCGUUCUUAAGGUGAUCGAUCCUAAGACUGCUGACAAUGUCGACCUCCGUAACAUCCGGAUAGUGAAGAAAGUUGGCGGCACUAUUGACGAAAGCGAGAUGGUGGAUGGCCUUGUCCUUACACAGCCCGUGAUUAAGAGCGCCAACGGACCUACAAGAAUGGAGAAGGCCCGGAUAGGAUUGAUCCAGUUCCAGCUAAGCCCGCCGAAGCCUGAUAUGGAAAACCAGGUCGUUGUCAACGACUACAGGCAGAUGGAUAAGAUUUUGAAGGAGGAGCGAACGUAUCUUUUGAACAUGGUCAAGAAGAUCAAGAAGGCCAAAUGCAACGUUCUCUUCAUUCAGAAGUCUAUUCUCCGGGACGCUGUUAACGACUUGAGUUUGCACUUCCUCGCCAAAUUGAACAUCCUCGCAAUCAAGGACAUUGAGAGAGACGAGGUUGAGUUCAUUUGCAAGAGUACCGGCUGCAAGCCUAUUGCCGACAUUGACUCCUUCACGGAAGACAAGCUCGGCUCAGCGGAGCUCGUCGAGGAGGUCCAAUCCUCAGGCGCCCGCACAGUCAAGGUUACUGGCGUUAAGAGUGCUACCCAGACCGUCUCCAUUGUCUGCAGAGGAGCAAACUCUCUGAUCUUGGAUGAGGCUGAGCGUAGUUUGCACGAUGCGCUCUGCGUCAUUCGCUGUUUGGUAAAGAAGAAGGCUUUGAUUGCUGGUGGUGGAGCUCCCGAAAUUGAGGUCGCUCAAGCUCUUGCAAAACAGGCUCGUUCCCUGACUGGAACCGAGGCCAUCUGCUGGAAGGCAUUUGCCGAUGCGAUGGAAGUCAUCCCUACCACUCUCGCUGAGAACGCGGGCCUCAACUCGAUCAAGGUCGUCACAGACCUGAGACACAGACAUGCCAUCGGUGAAAAGAAUGCUGGUGUUAGCAUCCGAAGUGGCGGCGUCAAGAACAACAUUACUGAAGAGAAGGUUUUGCAGCCUUUGCUUGUCAGCACGAGUGCUAUUGAGCUGGCUGCGGAGACCGUGAAGAUGAUUCUGAGAAUUGAUGACAUUGCCCUUGCGCGAUAAAUCUAAAAAGAAGUUCUUUGAUUUAUUUGUAUGAUACUUGAGCCUCAUUAGACAUUUCAUCAACGGGAACACAUCAUUCAUAUUUUUGCUCAAAUAAGACCGG
Xylona heveae TC161 is the source of this 1789-nucleotide messenger RNA. Its product is annotated as T-complex protein 1 subunit delta. The record is from RefSeq and is a predicted model, not a curated record. Gene Ontology annotation, biological process: protein folding. The coding region runs from base 85 to 1686 and encodes 533 amino acids. Gene Ontology annotation, molecular function: ATP binding; ATP-dependent protein folding chaperone; ATP hydrolysis activity. The transcript is spliced from 10 exons. Gene Ontology annotation, cellular component: chaperonin-containing T-complex. NCBI's taxonomy places the organism in Eukaryota, Fungi, Ascomycota, Xylonomycetes, Xylonales, Xylonaceae.